GCGCGUGACCUGGAAAUGAUUUCACUGAGGCUGGUGGGGUGUCGCGCGCGUACGCGCAUGUUCACUGUAGUUCGCUGUAUCAGAUAAUAAACGCGUUAUAAAGGUGUGUUAGGGAGUCGGAAAGCGUGUGUGGCUGUUGAAAAACAUAGCGGCGGCGGCCACAGAGUCACCGUUUCCUCCGUCCUUUUCAGCUCCAACAUGUCGGAGCCAUCCGGGAAGAGAUUAAAGAUGAAUGUGCCCAAGUGUAAAGCACACCGCGCGCUGCAGAGCACUAAAGCCAAGCAAAACUUCCCUGCUGUCGUUGAAGAAGGUUUAUGUGGAGUUUCAACUUCAAUAAUGCGGUUUUCCUACCGACUCCAGGCGCUGGCUAAGAUCUUUGAGCAGGAUGAUCUGCCCUUGUCCCGUUUGGCUGCUUUUUUCCACCAGGAGUCUAUGAGGGAGCAGGCGCAGGCUGAGGCCAUGCUACAGUACCUGUCUGAGCGUGGGGGACACUACUGCAACAAAGUUAUUCAGAGACCAUGCACUGAGCAGGUGUGUGCGCUGCUCCCCGCUCUGGAGUUCAUGCUGGGCCAGUGGAAGGAGGAGAUGGCGAUACUGGUAGAACUGUGCCAGCUGGCACGUGAACAUGAGGACCCUCACACCAACAGUAUGGUCAAAAGCCAUUUUCUCAACCCACUUGUCCCAAAAAUCAAGCUUCUUGGUGACUUACUGACCAACGCACGAAGAGUGGGAUGCACCACUGAUAGCACUGGCAGAUUCGGAGAAUAUCUCAUCGACCAGCUUUACAAGGAACUGAACAGUGCUUGAACUUUCCCUGAAUAAUAAAGGCUCCUACUGAUGCAAUAAAAACCUUACCAGGAGCAUAGAAAAGAAAUGGCUUCUAUUCAGCUUGUGGCCUUGUUUGAUACUCCGGAUUUCAGAACAAUAAUGUGACUUCGAAAAAAAAAAAGCUUUUGUGCUGAAAUAAAGCCUUUCUAUUUUGAAUAACAAAAUUUAAUAUUGAUAAUAGUAAGUAACUGAUGAUGUAAAAGUUAUGUAAAAUGAAUGGUCUUGCUUGUUGUUACCAAGGCUUUUUCAUAUGUAGCCUCUCAUGUCCGUUAUUUGUAAAUCAGGGAUGCAAACAGCGCGCCUUUUGGCGGAUGGCGCCUUUUUCACGGCUGAAUUGCGCAGAUCUGAAUUUUUUUUUUUUU
Neoarius graeffei (lesser salmon catfish) is the source of this 1190-nucleotide messenger RNA. RefSeq names its product Ferritin light chain, oocyte isoform-like. Gene Ontology annotation, molecular function: ferric iron binding; ferrous iron binding. The transcript is spliced from 3 exons. The record is from RefSeq and is a predicted model, not a curated record. Bases 199 to 807 code for a protein of 202 amino acids. Gene Ontology annotation, cellular component: cytoplasm. Gene Ontology annotation, biological process: iron ion transport; intracellular iron ion homeostasis. Lineage: Eukaryota; Metazoa; Chordata; Actinopteri; Siluriformes; Ariidae.